UUUUUUCCUUUUGGUUUUAUGGGUUUCUUUUCGACUUCUUUUUGUCCUUUUCCAUUCUUUAAGAGAGUGGUUUCACGUGAAGGCCAGGGCACACUACUACGUGUUAUCUCCUCAGUCCUCAGACAACUCACCACCCCCAUGACACUUUUUUCUAUGUUUCCACCGCCUCCCAUUCUAUAAUCCACCGUUCUACAUUCUUCUCUGCCUUUUGCUCUAAUUGUCUCUCAAGCCGACUCCUCUUCCUUACGACGAACCACUGUUACCCAGGCUCUGCCUGAUCUUAUUCCUCCUGUUGGUGACGAACGCUUCGGAAAUAAGAUCUUUAUCCUCCCUUCCAUUUUCAUCUUCUUUCUCUUCUACCGCUUCAGUCGAUGGGUUCUAGGGUUUGAUUUAGGGGGAUGGGCUUGACGUUGCUGUUCAUCGCAAUCGUAUGCAUGGAAUCGACAAUUCCAAAUCAAAGCUUCUUCCAAAGUCCUGUCAUAUGUCGAAUACUCCAGAGGCAACAAACCAUUUGUUAUUUUCGUUCUUACAUGAUGGACCGUUCACUGUUAAUUCUAAUCUUUCCAGGUAACUACCUCAACAAGUGCUUGGAUUUUUCAAUUUUAGGUGUAUCGGGAUUGUUUACCAACCGAACAAAAAUCAACGACGGGAGCUGCUUGAUUGCUUUAGUUGACCAGUUGAGGCGGUCGGUUGAGGCUGAUGAAAGAGAUCGACAUCAGUGUUGUUUCUGGAAUCAGUUCAUGGAGCUCCGCCUCCGGAGGAAUCUUCCGGCAGAAGCUUUUAUGUUGUUUUUAGUGGUUCUGUUGAGGAACUCAGUUGUCGGUGCCAUUGCCAGUAAACACCCAUGUGAUUUUCCGGCGAUCUUCAACUUUGGAGACUCGAAUUCCGACACUGGUGGCUUAUCGGCGGCGUUUGGGCAGGCCGGACCACCCCACGGAGAGUCCUUUUUCCAUGGUCCGGCCGGUAGGUACUGUGAUGGCCGGCUUAUUAUCGAUUUUAUAGCUGAAAGCUUCGAGCUGCCAUACUUGAGUGCAUACUUAGAUGCACUUGGCUCGAACUUCACCCAAGGAGCCAAUUUUGCCACAGCUGGUUCGACCAUUAGGCCACAAAACCAAACCCUCCACCAAAGUGGGUUCAGUCCUUUUUCUCUAAAUGUUCAAUGGUAUCAAUUUAAUGAUUUCCAUCGUAGGGUACAAAAUUUUCGCACCAAAAAAGUUGAUGAAGUAUUUAAGCGUUUGAUGCCCAAAUCUGAAGACUUUUCACGUGCUUUGUAUACAUUUGAUAUCGGGCAAAAUGAUUUGACUGCUGGCUUAUUCCAAAACUUAUCUCUUAGGCAAGUUAGGGAGUCCGUACCAGAUAUAUUAGGUCAAUUCAAAACUGUGAUCAAGGAUAUCUAUAAUCAAGGAGGAAGAGCAUUUUGGAUACACAAUACUGGUCCAUUUGGGUGUCUACCAUACGUCCUCGAUCGUCAACCAGUCACAACUGGACAAGUGGACAAAUAUGGAUGUGUGGGCCCAUUUAACGAACUUGCUCGGUAUUUUAACCUUCGGUUAAAACAAACUGUAGAUCAACUACGUGAGCAUCUACCAAAAGCAGCAAUCACCUACGUCGAUAUCUAUUCAGUCAAAUAUGCACUCAUUACCCAAAGCAUCAAUCACCUACGGUUUAAACAUGCAUUGAGAGCUUGUUGUGGUCAUGGAGGAAAGUACAACUACAAUGUGCAUAUUGGUUGUGGUGGGAAGAUCAAAAUCAAUGGUACGGAAAUCUUGGUGGGUAAAGCUUGUGCAGAUCCAACGACUGCGAUAAAUUGGGAUGGCGUACAUUACACCCAAGCAGCCAAUAAAUGGGUAUUUGAUCAAAUUGUAAAUGGGUCAUUUUCUGACCCGCCAAUCCCGUUAGGAUUGGCCUGCCGUAGACAACAUUAAGGUAGUAUUUGGCUUUGAUAUCCAAAUUUGUUAUAGGUAGGGUUCUUAGUGGAAAUUAUUCGAAUUCUAAGUUUUAGGGACUUGAAUCAAACAUGCUUUAUUUUUAUUAUAUUUAUUGAAUAUAGAUGGUGCUUAUAGUUGUUAUUCUAAAA
Molecule: messenger RNA, 2077 nt
Organism: Lactuca sativa (garden lettuce)
Lineage: Eukaryota; Viridiplantae; Streptophyta; Magnoliopsida; Asterales; Asteraceae
Product: alpha-L-fucosidase 3
Biological process (GO): mRNA transport
Cellular component (GO): nucleus
Molecular function (GO): hydrolase activity, acting on ester bonds
Source: RefSeq, a predicted model, not a curated record